AUGACAAAAGAAGUAAGUUUACAAUUGUGUUAUAUUACACUAUUGCUCAUUUCAGGAAUUGAUAAAGAAAUGGAAUAAAACGGCUGAGGACGACCUUCUUCAUGACGAUUAUAGCGAUUUCCUGUCAUUGAAUCGCGGUCUUCAGAGUUACAUUGUAAGUUAUCCUCUUAUUUUUUUAUUUCCUUUAGGAUACCAAUGACAAAUUAUGCGAGCCAUCCUUCCGAUCUCAAGUUGCUCUUCUGAACGCCUCUCUUCUUCAUCAAUUUAACGGUUGUUUUGUGUUCUUUGAUACGGAACGAGCCAAGCAAUGUUUAACCCGGUUCGAUUAUCUAAUCGGACUUUCCACAACACUUGAGAAGACGAAAUCUUUGAUCAGUUUUCAGUCGUAUGCCAAAUCUUGUUUUUACUACAGACUCGGUGAUUAUCAUUUAGCUACUUUACUGAGAACAGUGAGUUUAUGAUUUUUUUUUAUUCUUAAUUCCAUCUUUAGAAUGCUGAAACCGUUGAUCAGACCCAUCUUUGCAUUGUUGUUACGUGUUACGCCUUUGGAUUGCAUCAUCUUACAAAUGGCAAGGCAGUGGCAGAUCUUAAAACCGUCGCUGAGAGGCUGAAUUUGCUGGAAUUAGUAUUACUCAUCAAUGGAAAUCUCAAAUACAUCGGUGGACAAAAAGUUCUCAGAGAUUUCAUCAAAAGCGAGGAUGUAAGUUAUAUUAUACUUGAUGGAUAAUGCCUUUCAGCUUGUCUCGAAGGUAAUGAGGAGUGCAUUCUUCAACAAGUCCCAAUUCUAUCCUACCAACAACGACAAAUCAUUUAUAAUCUCAGAUGUUGCUGAUCUCUCCGAGAAGUUUAGUCUUCCGUCCGUCGAUUGUCUCAAAUUGUUACCAGAAAUCUGGAAUGCCCGAAAAUACAAGUCAUUCCUUAACCGAUUCUUAUGGAUCAUGUAUAACAUUCAGCCAAUCCACAAAGGUAAGUCCAAUUGUUAUAUUGUUUCACGCUUUAGAUGACUUCCUCGACGGAGUCGGAAAUAUCCAAAAGCUCCCCGGGGACCUGAAUAUGGGGUUUGAUAUGAGGAAUUUUUCGAUUUUGGAUCUGAAGGUAAGUACAAAGUUAUUGUUUAUAUAGUAGGAAAUGUUUUAGUUGUUGAUAUUCCGGCUCUCGGAUCAUUUCCACAGAAGUCUGAACAAUUCGGUGUUACAUGGAAAAGGAGUUCAUCUUCCUUCCCAUUUCUAUCCAUUACUUCACAAACAAGUAAUCAGAUUAUGGAAUAUCCUCAAUAAUAUUUGUGAUGGCGACUCGAAAAAGAAGUAAAUCCCAUUUUAUUUGGUUAAUUUGUGUUUAGAAUCCAAAAAACAGAUGAGAUUCACUUUACGACAGCCUUGGAAGAGGUCCGAAUGGAUGUUGUCUAUAUCUCGGAUAAGAUCGGACUUGUGAAUUCGACUGUAUAUUUGGGAGAAAAGGCGAAGAAAGCGUCGACUCCAGAGGAAACCAACGCCUAUAUCACGUUGUUCGAUCGGUAUUGGCAAGUCGCCAUCUCUGCGGUGACCAAUCAACCCUAUUCCGAACAACCCUCCAGCUUCUUCCCGGUCAUAAAAAGUCACUCCCCAAAUAUUAUUGAUGAUGAUCUUCUGGAAUUCAAAGUAAAAUUAAUCAGGGCGGAAGUCUUGUUGGUCAAAGGCGACAAAUUAGCAGCUGAAGAGAUUGUGAGUGGAAUCAAAGACGAGUUCAAAGAGAAUGAACAUGUCGUGAGGGUCAAGGGAAUCAUAAAACAUGUAAGUUUAGAUUGACUUAGAAUUGAUUGUGAUCUUUUAUUAGAUGCAGGUCACUGUGAGUCCAAACACAAGUGCAUCCCAAUUCAAUUCGACCAUUCUGACUUAUGAUACCCUCGAUGACUCGUUUAUGACUGCACAGUGCAACCUCAGCGUGAGUUCUGCUAGUAGCAAUGGCACGUUGGAAAAGGUGAGAUAUUAAAACUUUACAUUUCUGGAAUCAUUUUCAAUGAUGAUGACCACGAAUUGUUUUCAGAGUUCAUCCGGUUUUCAAAUAAUUGACCAUCCCGACAAGAAGUCUUCGGAAACACAAAAACGCCAAGAAUUUCUGAACAAGAAACACGAGAGACUGAUAGGAGUCAUGGAUAAUCAUUUGGCCAAGGUUCGUCUCGAAUUGGAGCAGAUCAAAAGGUACGCCGCCGCUCUGAGCUCUAUGAACUAA
Molecule: messenger RNA, 2208 nt
Organism: Bursaphelenchus xylophilus (pine wood nematode)
Lineage: Eukaryota; Metazoa; Nematoda; Chromadorea; Rhabditida; Aphelenchoididae
Source: the annotation of a GenBank genome assembly